AUGAAUAGUGACAAAAAAAAAAAUAAUAAUAACAAUUGGUUUAAUAAUUGUACAAAUGAAAAAGAAAAAAAAAAAAAAGAUAAAAAAAGAAACACAAGUAUACAAAUUUUUUAUAAAAAUGAUAUAGAUAUAUUUUCUCCUUGUAUAGAUGUAGAAGGAAAAUUAUGUGUUAUAACAAGUACAGGGGAUAUACUAAGAUAUAAUAUUUUAAUCGAUGAUAUAAAACAAAAUACAAAUAAAUCAACAUCAGCAACAUCACGUUCAUUAACAUCAUCCUCAUCCUCCUUGUCAUCAUCAUCAAUAUCUUCUUCAUCCUCUUAUAGAAAAGAAGGACUAAGAGAACAACAUGAACUUUCAUAUGAAAUGCAAAAGGAUAAUGAUGAGGAAGGAGAAAAAUAUUACGAUUCCAUUGAUGAUGUAGAAAAUAUAAUAAAUAGAGGAGAUAAAACAAAAACACUAAAAAAGGAAAAGAAAAAAAAAAAUAUUCAAGAAGAAAAAUAUGUUAGUAUUGAUUUUUCCUCAGAAUGUUUAUGUUCAGAUAAUGAUUAUAAUUUCUAUGUAUUUAAUCCUAUUACUAAAUGCAUAAUGAUCAUAGAUAAACAGAAAAAGGUCGAGUUAUACACAGAAGAAUAUGAAGACAAGGAAUUCAAAGGGAUAAAUAAUUUAUUAUAUGAUAGUAAAAAUAAUAAUUUAUUUAUUGUUGAUUCAGGUAAUAUAUAUGAAGAGAAUACAUGUAGUAUGUAUUACAUAAAUAAAGAUAUAGAAACUAUGAUUUCUAUAGAUAUGGAUUCCUUAUCAUAUGUUAAUAAUAUUUGUAUAUAUGAAAAAGAUAAUAUAAGAACUAUAUAUGCAUGUGUAACAAAAGAAAAUAGAAUUAUCAAAUUAAUUAAGAAAGGAAAUACGUACAUAAAAACUGGAUUCUUGUAUUUAAACGGAAAUUAUUCUCCUUUAUUCAUUUGCACUAAUAAUAUAAAUUUCGUAAUAUUACUAAAAGAUUUAAGUGAAGAGGAAAAAAAAGGAAAGGUUCUGGAAAUAAAUUCUAAUGCUGAAAUUAUUAAUUCGUUUUUUAUGGAUGGCAAUCAAUUUAAUGGUAUAUGUUAUGAUCACAACAUAAAAAAAUAUUUUUUUAUCGAAAAAAAUAUAAUUUAUAUAUAUUGA
Molecule: messenger RNA, 1158 nt
Organism: Plasmodium adleri (nom. inval.)
Lineage: Eukaryota; Apicomplexa; Aconoidasida; Haemosporida; Plasmodiidae
Product: conserved Plasmodium protein, unknown function
Exons: 2
Coding region: 1-1158 (385 amino acids)
Source: RefSeq, a predicted model, not a curated record